AUGUGGAGUGGGCUGUUACCGCCAGGACUGAAUGAAAGUGAUGCUGACCUAAGCUCUGAUGAGGGAGAUGAAUCGCAUAGUUCUUUUUCAAAGCAAGAUGCAAAAGAAGAUGUCGAAAGAGUUCAGAGUUCAGAAUUGCAGGAGAAUGGACCUGAAAGUAGUGCCAGCAGUGAACCCCCUUUGCUGUCGGUGGCAGAUGGAGAAAACGAAUCUGAAACGUGCCCCUCUGGAGUUCCUUUAAACUUGUGGAAUAAAUUUCUGGAGCUUCAGAAGAAAAACCGUGAAAUGAAAACCCAAGCAAAUCAGGGAAACAAAAGCCGAAAAAGAAAGCGCCACAAAAAAGAAAAAUGGAAGAAGGACAAUGAAGUGACUAAAAGUCAACAGUUGGCAAAUGAAGAAAAAUGGAAAGAACUUACACAAUACUUUGGAAUCAAUGAUAAAUUUGAAUCACCUGUGAAUAGCAGGGCUCCACAAAAGUCUGGCCUUGAACUUAGCAUAGAGAAGUCUGUGGCUGAAGGUGACAUCGAUAAGGCUGAGGAGCUGAGCGAUAGAUUAGCUAUUCGUGAGCUUGGUGUGAAAAUUGCCAAAGCUGCUGCUUGCCGCAACUUUGUAAAAGCCAAGCAAGAAGCAGAGGCUGCCCAAGAAGCUCGAAAGAAAAAGAAGCUUGCUUGGGGAUUUGAAGCCAAGAAAAGAUGGGAAACAAAGAGCAACAUGGGAUAUAUGUAA
Messenger RNA from Opisthocomus hoazin, 726 nucleotides. Lineage: Eukaryota; Metazoa; Chordata; Aves; Opisthocomiformes; Opisthocomidae. The record is from RefSeq and is a predicted model, not a curated record.